UGAGCUGCCCCGUGAUUGGAUGCCACGCCCGCCGCUCACAAGUCUCGGCCCCGCCCUCGGGCCCUCUGUGUGUGUGUCAGUAGCGCUUCCCCUGGCUCGGAGAGUCGCUCGCUCGGUAUCGGGACAAGGUCGACGUGAUUAAAAAUGGGCGCCAGGGACGACGAGUAUGACUACCUGUUUAAAGUGGUUCUGAUUGGAGACUCUGGAGUGGGGAAGAGUAACUUGCUGUCUCGUUUCACUCGCAAUGAGUUCAACCUGGAGAGCAAAAGUACCAUUGGGGUGGAAUUUGCAACUCGGAGCAUCCAAGUUGAUGGCAAGACCAUAAAGGCACAAAUUUGGGACACAGCAGGACAGGAAAGAUACAGAGCCAUCACAUCUGCUUAUUACAGGGGUGCUGUGGGUGCUCUCCUGGUUUAUGAUAUUGCCAAACAUCUGACAUAUGAAAAUGUGGAGCGCUGGCUUAAAGAACUGAGAGAUCAUGCAGAUAACAACAUAGUUAUAAUGCUGGUUGGGAACAAGAGCGACUUGCGUCAUCUCAGAGCGGUCCCAACAGAUGAAGCACGGGCUUUUGCAGAAAAGAAUAAUCUGUCAUUCAUAGAAACCUCUGCUCUCGAUUCAACAAAUGUGGAAGAAGCCUUCAAAAACAUUCUUACAGAAAUAUAUCGCAUAGUUUCACAGAAGCAGAUUGCAGACAGGUCAGCUCAUGAUGAAUCCCCUGGUAACAAUGUGGUGGACAUCAGUGUACCUCCCACCACGGAUGGGCAGAAAUCCAGUAAACUGCAGUGCUGUCAGAAUCUGUGACUUGACCACACGCACCCAACUCGGGAUUAUGCUGAAGAACACUCCUGUUUAUCCUUCACUUCUCUCUGUGCACUUCUCCUCGUUUGAUCAAAGAGCUGAACCAGACCUGCAACUGCAGUGCUUGGAAUUGCUUCCACUCAUUGGAUGGGUGUUUUGCAGUGGGAUGAAGGUUGCUCACUGGACAGAGGCCUUGCUAAUUUCAAGGAAGUCUGUUUCAUUCAAAUGUUUUUGUUAAACUUUUUUUUUCCCCUUACUUCUUUUCAAGCAAGUGUGCUAUCAUUUCACGGUCUAUCAUUUCUAAUGAAUGUCAUAACUGUUUCAAUUCUAAUGAGUCUUUUUAUUGUUCAGAUGUUUCAUAACUAUCAAUUCACUGUAUUUGGUUCUAUUUGAAAGAAUGCAGACCACCUUGUUUUAUGUUUUCACUUUUCGACAGUGUCUUAUUUCAAGAAUGUAAUAGUUUUUUUCAGAAGUGUCUAUAAACCUCAAGGUGGGGCAGCAGUUCUUGUAACACCUAAAUAUUUCAGUCACCUGUCUAAAUAGAAGAGAGGAGGUACCAUACAUAGUUUUGAAAACUGAGACCAUUCUCUCAUGUUCCAUCAACUUUCCUGCAUUAAAUUACAUACCAUUCCGCAGUUCUUAUCCAAUCGGAAAGCUCAUCUUUGGUAAACAGAGCUGCUUUAGAUACAUAAUUAAUAUUGUGUUUUGAGUGUUACUGGCAAAGCACAUGGAAGCCUGUUUUUCAAUAGAGAUUGUUUUUUGUAUUGUAUAUCUCUAUGCUGCAUUAAGCGGGAACAGUGAUUUUCAUCACCUGAUUUUAUCCCUAUGGUCUUGGUUUUCUAGAAGGCUUGAGGCUUGUGCUUUUUUUUUUAUUUUUUUUGCGCAUGUGUCCUUUGGAGUAGAAGGGGUAGAAUCUUACUGUAAAUAACGGUUUCAAGGUAUUGUAACUUUAUUUCUAAGCAGUAUUGUUCCACAGUGUAUCUUCAGUCCAUGAUUUAUCAUGCACUACAACCCAGGAUUAAAGGGCUGAACGUAAAGAAAGUGGUUGAUAUUUACCUGGAUUAAAUGUCUAAUAACAGGGGUAAGGAGGUUUAAAAUAUAUCAUCUGUCAACGAAUUCAGAAGUGGCAUCUACUUAAGUAAUUUUGUAUAUCUAUUAAAGGGGCAUUCAAUGCACCAUAAUCACUACAGUAUGUGAGUGCCUUCCCUCCAAACACACCCACACAGGACCAUUUUUUAAAGGUUUGACCUCUUACCUGGGAUCCCCCUGGCUACCUGCUUGCACUACUUUUUACAGGCCGUUUUUAAAGCGAGAUGGGAAUCUGUAUGAUAUUAUGCACAUGGAUUUUAUGACUUAUUAAUGGAACACUAAAGUGGCUAUGGUGCAAUCCUACAGUAAGUAGUCCAACUGUUUUUGUACGAUUUGGCAAAUGCUUAAAAGAUUCUGGCUCUCUGGUAAAAGUAGUGUACUGGGGGAGUUUUGCCCUGGCAGAAAACAGUUUGAUUACCUACAAUGUUGCAUAGAGUGUUCCUUUAAAUAUAUUGAUCUACAAAUGUCUAUUUUCAAUUAUUUUUAAACUGGAAUGAUACAUGGUUUUUAAUGUGUAUAUUCUCAUACAAAUGUGCAUAUUAUGGCUUAUUAGAGGAACAUUACAGCCCACUGUAGGGGCUAUGGUGCCAGGAGUGACUUGAUGUCAUUCCAGAGUAAGCCGUCUUGAAUAUGGUUUGAUUAUUCGCCUACUUACUUCAGUACCUAAACCACCUCUGAUCUUCUGCAGUAGAGGCAGGAUGUUUCUAGAGCAGUGGUUCUCAAACCAGUCCUCAUUGCCCAGCAACAGUCCAUGUUCUUGUCCGUAUCUCCAUUGGAAUUAACAAAGGAAAUACAGAAAUCCUCAAUUAUUGGUGGACCGUGAGGAUUGUUUGGCAACCACUGCUCUAAACUGAAGCAUGGUUUAGCUGCCACUCUUGGCCAGUGAGCGUAGUCCUGUAUUGUCCUACUUAGCGCAGUAGCGCCAACAAUAUUUUCCUCUGGAGAAGACCACGAGCAGUUCCUGCAGAUGUCUGGUGGGCCCCAGGCAAGUUGUCAAACCAUACUAAAAUGGUUUGACUGCUUACUGGUACCAGGGUACUACUGGCUACAUAGUCAUUACAGCUGCAGUGUUCCUUUAAACCAAAAUUGUGUGGAGGCAGAGGGUUUUUAUUCUUUCCUCCUGCUUACCAUACUUGCUUGCCUGUUGCAGUCAAUAUUUAUUGUACAGAUAUCCAGUCCACUAGUGCUCUCUCUCUCUCUCUCUCAUGUGGCUGUCUCCGCUAUACAGGCCCAAUAUGGAACAGGGAAGGUACAAGCUAUUCAUGGUGCCUUGAUCUCUUAUUCUUCCAUGAGGUGUGUGUUGUGUAGUUUGAAAUCUAAUUAUUCCAGGAACCAUCCUAUACCUGAACCAUCCUAGACCAAAACCAGGUCUUGUGAUAGACUUCCUCAUGACGUAGAUUUAUUGGAUGAUGCUUCUGCCUCAAUACAUAAUGUGAAGUUUGCUGGGAACUAUGUUGAGGUGCUUUAGCAAUUCAAUCUCUAGUUGUUCAUGUUGGCCUUUGUAGUCUGGCAUGGGGGUUAUAUCACCCCUCCAUUCUUUUUAUAGUGUUCAACAUCUUUCUAAAUAUGUUAGUUUCAAAAUGAACCCAGCAUUAAAAUUCAAGAAUGCUCAAAAGUUCUAUUUCCAUUUGGUUAUACACAUCCAUCACAAUACUGUCAUACUACAUAUUAACAUUUUAUUGUAAUAAAUUUUAAAACCUUGCUACACAUACAA
This is a messenger RNA of Pelobates fuscus (common spadefoot toad), 3601 nucleotides long. RefSeq names its product RAB11B, member RAS oncogene family (gene RAB11B). Bases 145 to 801 code for a protein of 218 amino acids. The transcript has 5 exons. Gene Ontology annotation, biological process: regulated exocytosis; constitutive secretory pathway. Gene Ontology annotation, molecular function: GTPase activity; GTP binding. Gene Ontology annotation, cellular component: Golgi apparatus; recycling endosome. The record is from RefSeq and is a predicted model, not a curated record. NCBI's taxonomy places the organism in Eukaryota, Metazoa, Chordata, Amphibia, Anura, Pelobatidae.